Messenger RNA from Ricinus communis (castor bean), 616 nucleotides. Its product is annotated as cysteine proteinase inhibitor. The record is from RefSeq and is a predicted model, not a curated record. Lineage: Eukaryota; Viridiplantae; Streptophyta; Magnoliopsida; Malpighiales; Euphorbiaceae. The coding region runs from base 101 to 406 and encodes 101 amino acids. The transcript has 3 exons. Gene Ontology annotation, molecular function: cysteine-type endopeptidase inhibitor activity.
GCGACUUCUUCUCCUAUAUAACAUCGUUUCUUGUUCUUCUUUUCUCACUCAUUUAUAAGCAAAAACAAAAAGAAAAAAUUUCUGAAUUCUGAAGAAGAAAAUGGCAACUGCAGGUGGUAUUCAAGAGGUACAAGGAUCUGCUAAUAGCGUUGAGAUCGAUAGCCUCGCUCGUUUCGCUGUUGAUGAUUACAACAAGAAACAGAAUGCACUCUUGGAGUACAAGAAGGUGGUGAAUGCCAAGCAGCAAGUGGUGGCUGGGACAAUGUAUUAUAUUACGUUGGAGGUAAUGGAUGGUGGUCAUAAGAAAGUUUAUGAAGCCAAGAUUUGGGAAAAGCCAUGGUUGAACUUUAAGGAGGUUCAGGAAUUCAAGCUUAUUGGUGAUGCACCUUCAGAGACCAGUGCUUAGCUCUAGGUGGCUGAAGACUAUGUAUAGGAUCUUGUGCUUGGAGUUGAUGCUCAAAAUAAAAGUAGAUAAUAAUGUUAGACAGUAAUUUCCUUUAAUGCAACUGGAUAUAGUAUUUACGACAUUUCAUAUCCAUCUAUGUAAUCUUGAAGCUUCUGUAAACAGAUACUUAUGAAUGAUUAAUAUAUUUAUCUGUGAUCUUUAUCUUUAUCA